Metopolophium dirhodum (rose-grain aphid) is the source of this 2441-nucleotide messenger RNA. RefSeq names its product magnesium transporter NIPA2 (gene spict). The transcript has 7 exons. Gene Ontology annotation, biological process: magnesium ion transport. Lineage: Eukaryota; Metazoa; Arthropoda; Insecta; Hemiptera; Aphididae. The record is from RefSeq and is a predicted model, not a curated record. Gene Ontology annotation, molecular function: magnesium ion transmembrane transporter activity. Gene Ontology annotation, cellular component: membrane. Bases 502 to 1551 code for a protein of 349 amino acids.
UGUCUUUAAUCAUGUCCGUACUCCGCUAGCACCACCACCACAAGUCUUAUUGAUCAAUUUUCUUUGCUUAUAGGCUAUUAUAAUCUUAUAUCUAUAAUACUACUUUUAUUGUUAUGAUUUAUGAUGAUAUUUUAGUAUUUUACAUAACUCACUUUAAAGUUUACAAUCUAAUUGUAUGUCUAUUAUUAUUAAUCUAAAAAUAUUAGACAGUAAUUUGUAACAGAUAGUAUUCAUUAUUUUAUAUUUUUAUUAAUCGUUAUUUGUUUUGCGUUUUCGUACCGUCUCAGUUCUGGUGUUAUGUGAAUUAUUAUAUCAUGGUGAAACCUUAAAAUUUCAAUGUUAUAAUCCUUAUUUUUCUACGAUUAUUGAAUCUACCAAUAACCAGAUCACAUUACAAAUAUAAUAUGGUGUUUGAGCUGUGAUCAGUAUUGGUAUUUUAUUCAUUGUGAAUUAAACCAUUUUAUUCUUCACUCAAUAGCAAGUAACUUAGUUUUGCUUACCAUGGACAAGGAUGAACCAAUUCGAUUGUAUGAUAUGACCGAUUAUUAUAUUGGUCUCGGACUUGCUUUGUCUUCGAGUGGUUUUAUUGGAGCAAGUUUCAUUAUAAAGAAAAAAGCUCUUGUUCAAAUAUCAUUAGGAAGUGGACGCAGAGCAGCUAAUGGUGGAUAUGGUUACUUAAGUAAUUGGUUAUGGUGGUUUGGAUUAUCUAUGAUGGCUUUUGGAGAAGUAUUUAACUUUGCUGCUUAUGCUUUUGCCCCAGCUUCAGUGGUUACACCACUAGGUGCACUUAGUGUCAUUGUUGCAGCAAUAUUAUCUUCGAAGUAUUUAAAUGAACAGCUUAAUUUAUUGGCAAAGAUAGGUUGCUUUAUGUGUAUAAUUGGUUCAACGGUGAUGGUAAUUCAUUCUCCGAAAGAAGAAGCAGUUGACUCCCUUGAAGAUUUAUUACAGAAACUUACAGAACCUGGUUUCAUCAUAUAUACUAGCAUAAUGUUGAUCAUAAUUUUCUCAAUAUUCUUCUAUUUUGGUCCACGAUAUGGCUCAUCAAAUGUUAUAGUUUAUGUUAUAAUGUGUUCAACUAGUGGUUCAUUAACUGUUAUGUGGUGUAAAGGACUUGGACUUGCUAUAAGAGAAACAAUAGCAGGUACAAGUGAAUUCACAAAUUGGUUAACUUAUAUGUUUAUCGUCUUGCUGAUUACAUUUGUGUGUAUACAAAUGAACUAUUUGAACAAAGCUUUAGACACUUUCAACACAAGUGUAGUUACACCUGUUUAUUAUGUUAUGUUUACAACUCUUGUAAUAACAGCCUCAGCAAUAUUAUUCAAGGAAUGGGAACACCUGCAACUAAAUGAUAUUAUUGGUAUAAUUUGUGGAUUCCUUAUAACUGUGACUGCAAUAUUUAUGUUGAAUACAUUCCGAGAUGUGGAUAUGUCACGCAGUCAUUUUGCAUGGCGGACUCGUCAACCAAUUACAAGGAAAUCUACAGUUGAAGAAAAUGCUCAGACUUCUGCCCUUAUUAAAAAUAAUACACAAUAUGGUACAAGGAAUGUUUGACAUUCAGAUAACAACACUAUUCAAUUUAAGAUCAAAAGGAAAAUAGUGAAAAUAUUAAAAUCCUUCGAACCAGGAUAAAAUUAAUUUUAUCUUAUUUUCUAUAAUAUACAUUUAGUAAUUUUUUUUAGUUUUUAGUUUAACUUUUCUAAAUUAAAUAGUAUGUACAUAGUAAUACAUUUACUUAAAUAGUUGUAUAAAAUCAUCAUGGGAGCGAUUUGAAGGGAGUUGAUAAGUACUCCCAGUUUUUUCAUUGAAUUUGCGCCACUGAAUGUCAUACAUUUUAUUUAUAUUGUGUAUAACUAACAAAUUAGCAUAUUAUUUUUAUCAGUUACUAUCUUCCAAUUGCUUUUUUUUAUUCAUUUUUUUUUUUAUUUUAUACCUAAAGAAAUUCAUUUAUGUAUUUACCUAAUUAAUAAUUGUAAUGCUUAUCUAUAAGCUUACACAUUAAUUGUUUUUACAUAUUUAGUAAAAACUAAAAUACUAUCAGUGUACUAUUAAAUAUAAAAAUUAAUAUUUUUUUAUUUAUUAGGAUAAUUGUAUAAUAUAUUAUAAAUAAUGUAGGUAUAUUAUCACCAAUUGCAAUGUUUAUAUGCAAUCGUUAAUGCACAUUAGAGCUAAUUCUAUUUCAUCAGUUGUAAUAAAUAAUUAAUACGUGUUAGCUUAAUGAAGGUUAAAAAGUCGUUUAUAUGCACCUAAGUACCAAAUUAACUUACUCUUAUGUGUAUAAGCGAUGGCAUAUGAACGGGGUAAAUAUAAGACUGCUUAAAUAUUAAAAAUAAUAAAUAUAUUUACUGUUUAUAUAACGAUAUUUUUCAACAAAUACAUUUUACCAAUCCAUUACAAUGUUAAAAUAUAAAAAUAAAUGUUUAAUUUUGUAUUUUGACAACAAA